Messenger RNA from Fusarium tjaetaba, 750 nucleotides. RefSeq lists its product as uncharacterized. The record is from RefSeq and is a predicted model, not a curated record. Gene Ontology annotation, biological process: cristae formation. Gene Ontology annotation, cellular component: MICOS complex; mitochondrial crista junction. Lineage: Eukaryota; Fungi; Ascomycota; Sordariomycetes; Hypocreales; Nectriaceae. The transcript has 3 exons. The coding region runs from base 1 to 750 and encodes 249 amino acids.
AUGGCUUCACGAGUGGUGCUCUCGCGGCGCUCCCUGGCACCGCUGGCGGCCAUGGCCCUCGGCGGCAUGGCACUGGCUCCGGCUACUGUUUUCGCCGAAGGACCCAGCGACCUCAAGAGAAAACCCAUCUACGACGAUUACGAUAUCCCGACAGCAAAUCCCGCACCUGUAACACCACCACCCGUUGCUGCGACACCCGUUGAGCCAGUCGACGAUGAGGAGAGGCAUCACUCGCCUACUCCUACUGAGCGGCUGGCCGUCCAUAUUGGUAGAGGUCGCCUGGCUCUGUACAAGUACGCAGUAGCUGCUGAGAACAAGGUCAACGAGACCAUGGAUUCAGCCUUCAAUCUCGAGCAAUCUUUCACCAGUACCAUCGCUUCACUGGCUCCCUCCCGUGAAAGCGGCGAGCAACUUAUGCCCGGUGCCAUUUACGUUCUGGUCGCUGCUAUGGCCGGUAGCAUCAUUACUCGCAAUCGCAGCAUUAUCCUCCGCGCUUCGCUCCCCCUCGCCCUGGGUAUCGGCGCUGGCUGGACCGUUCUCCCUGUCACCAUGCGCAACAUCUCCGACCUGACCUGGAAGUACGAGCAGAGGUUCCCUGUUAUCGCCGAGUCUCACAUCCGACUGCGCGAGAGUAUCGUCAACAGCGUCAGCUUUGCCAAGGCACAUAGCCAGGUCGGUGUCCGUUAUGUCGACGAAAAAGUGACAGAUGCACGAGAGGCUGUUGAGGGCUGGGUCCAGAAGGGCAAAUAA